GUAGAUCUAAUUCUGCGCAACAGAUGGGUAGGCUUUUGUUAAACGUCACUAUAACAGCUGAUAAUAACAACAAAAUAUUAAACAAUCAUUUAUUAAAUCGUUUUAAUCGAAUUUAAUAUGAGUCAAGACAGGUAUUCUUUAAUAAAUACUUCUACAAAUUCUAAUAUAGUUGAGGAAUCCGGAUAUGGAUCUGUCGAUAACAGUGGGGACAAACCUAAAAAAUUUAAACAAUAUAUCGCAGCAUUUGCAGCCACCCUAUCAGCGUUGGCAGCGGGUACGGUACUAGCAUGGACGUCACCGAUUCUCAACGAUUUAGAAACUGGUAAAUAUCGUAAUAUUAAAUUAGAUAGUGACCAAUUAGGUUGGAUUGGAUCUUUUGUGAUGCUCGGAGGAAUGGUGAUGUGUAUACCGACAGGUUUUAUUUGCGACAUACUAGGCCGUAAAAAAACGUUAUUACUCCUAUUCAUCCCAUUUACUAUUGGUUGGUUAUUAAUUAUUUUUGCUGAAAACGUGUUGAUGUUAUAUUUCGGUAGAUUAAUAACCGGCACUGCUGCGGGGGCUUGUUGUGUAGCUGCGCCGUUGUACACCAGCGAAAUCGCUCAUAAAUCGUUAAGAGGAGCUUUGAGUAGUUACUUUCAACUCAUGGUUACUGUGGGGAUAUUUUUAGCGUACGUAGUGGGGAAAUAUUUGACCCCGGUUUAUUUUACCAUAUGGUGCGCUUCCGUACCGUUUAUUUUUAUUAUUUUUUUUGUAAUUCAACCGGAAUCGCCGGUGUAUUUGAUAAAACGAGGGAAAUACGAGGAAGCUAAACAGGUUUUGAUAAUAUUAAGGGGGAUUCAUUAUAGUAUCGAUGCUGAACUAGUAGAAAUUGAAGGUUUUUUAAAGGAGAGUACACAAACUAGUAUUUCGUUAAUUGAUACGUUUAAAAAACGUUCAAUUAUUAUAUCUUUCGUUAUUUCUUCUUCUUUGAUGUUUUUUCAACAGUUUUCCGGUAUAAAUACGAUUAUUCUUUAUACUACGGAUAUUUUUAAUGCUUCUGGUAUAAGUUUAGAUGCCAAUACGGCUUCUAUUAUUGUAGGUUUUUUUCAGGUUAUGGCAACUUUCGUUGCCUCUUUGGUAAUCGAUAAACUUGGUAGACGAAUACUUUUAUUUGUGUCGUCGUUGUUUAUUACGCUCAGUAUAUUCUUUUUGGGGGUGUAUUUUUCUCUUAAAGACCGGAGCGGAAUGGACGAGGAUGUUUUGGGGAAACUCGGGUUUUUACCUGUAAGCGCUUUGUGUGUUUUUAUAAUCGCUUAUUCGGUAGGUUUGGGGCCCAUUCCGUGGGUUAUUUCUUCGGAAAUUUUUCCUACUGAGAUUAAAAGUAUCGCUAGUUCUACGGCAGGGACUUUUAAUUGGUUCUUGGCUUUCGUACUUACCAGAUUUUAUGUGCAAAUAUGCGAUUAUAUAGGGCAAGACAGUACAUUUUAUAUUUUCGGUUUUGCUUCGAUGAUCGGUAUUUUCUUUGUUCAUAUUUUCGUUAUAGAAACAAAGGGAAAGAACGUUUCCGAGAUACAGGCUCAACUAAAUAACUAUUGAUAGCAAUAACAAUGUAUCGAUAGAAAUGGUUUGACAAUCACAACAAUGGAGUGUUAAAUCGUCUCAACUCGUCCAAAAAUUCCUCUCAGUUAUCGACGUUUUCAUUUUCCUAUAAAGAUCUGUCUGGUUCUACAAAUUUUUCCGCCAGAAAUAAAGUACCAAAUUCUAUUAUUUUUAUCUCACAACGGCAACAUCGCAUUUAAAGAUUACUGAAAUAUUUGCUUGAUAUGAAAGUACACUUUGGACUGUUUUGUCGAUAAAAUUACGAACGUUAUAACCAUCGACUUGGUGUAUUAUGUCAAUGAUUAUUAGAACGCUGUACAGAAUAUUCUACUUCUGCAGUAGCGAUAACAUAGACAUAGUAUAUGUCAAUGGUUGAUAAAUAGCCACCAUACUGUUUAUUACCCGAGAUCUGACAACAUUUAUAACCAUAGAGAUAUUACAGAUAGAGUAGGCAUGCUAUAGGCGCCCAUACAAGUGGGAGCGUCUGGCCGAUAGAAAGAGAGAGAAUAAUUUAUGUAUUGCUGUCUCUGUCUAAUGGCGCAUGCGCGUUGAUUAGAUUUCGUGUCAGAACAUGAAUUGAAACAGAAUAAGAUCUUUCUUGCAAUACUGUUGAUAAACGAAAUCUAGUGCAAUGAAAACAAUUGUAUAUUUUCCAAGUAAUAUUCAAUAAAAAUAAGUUGAGCUAAUGUACAAAUCAUUAGGCUAAGCCCCUCAGCCCACAACUUUUUGAAGUACUUCACAGUAUAUAUAUCCAUGAAUGCACGGUGGCCGAGGUGUCAAGAUCUCAGCCUUUAGAUUUUGCUUUUCUCGGUUCGAUUCCCGCAAAUGCCAAUUUUUUUUAAUGUUUUUUUUUGCUAAUAUAUUUAUAGGAAUAUUGUUUUGAGAGAAUUUUUUGGUAUUCUUUUAUAUUUUAUUUGUGGAAUUAAUUUUGCAAGGCUAAUUAAUUAUCAUUAUAACUGAAAAUUUAUUCCUAUUGUAUCAAUCAAAAUAUUUUAUUGCAUUCCAUUAAGUCAACAUUAUUUAUCAGUAGUGCACGUAAUAAUUUGAAGAAUAAAUUCAGUUUGUCAGUACUUAAACAAAAUGGAAUACUCUGAAGGACCAUAACUCAAUUACAAUUAACUAAAACACUUUAUUUAACAAUUCUUUAAUAAUAAAUUAGUACAACUACAUAAAAAGACAGUACGUAUACUAAUAUUACUUCCGGCUUUUCAAUAAAAUCUUUUUAAUUGGGUACGAUACAUUCGAUUAUAUUAUAUUUCAAAUCAUGCGCAGUACGCAACAAAAGAAAGAGAUAGAAAUACAUAAAUGAUUCUCUUUCUCUUUUCAUUCGCGAGACGCACUCACUUGUAGGCAUGCCUACUCUAUUGGUAAUAUCUCUAUGUUUAUAACCUAUGAAAUAUUUACUUUUAACUGAUUCUCAUUUUUAAACACUAUUUGAAAUUUUGGGAUUAAAAUUUCUAAAUUUAUUUUAUUUUUUAUGUAUAUUCAAGUUAAUGAAUACUAUAUUUAUUGAAAAAAGAACUUUAUAUUUGUGUAAAGUUUAUCGAAAUCUUUUCAGUAAGUAAUUUUACAUUAUAUAUAAAAAAUUAUUCAAAUUCCACAUAUAUCUUAUUUGAGAGAUUGUUAUUUAAUGAAUGUACUAAGUAAUUACAUUUAAAUGAAGUAUCUUUAAUGAUAAUUUCGAAUGUAAAUACUUUCUGUGAUUUUAUUUAAUUCUAGUUUUAAUGACCUUUAAUUCCAAUGUCUUAUUUACUUAUUGAAUUUUCUGAAAGAUAGUUCCUAAUUGUAAUUUAAAUAUUGUUUGAACACACUGUUUAUUAUCACUACACCAACACUCACUAUUAUACUGUUUAACCCGCUUUUAAGAUAACAAAACUAUUUUCAAAAAUCAUCAAUGAUCUUUGUAAUGAAUUUUUUCAUUAAAAAAUUUACACCAUUCCACAAUUAUCGAACAAAUAUUUUCUAUGUAGUAUUAAAACUAUGAUACAGUAUGUACAGUGUGGCUCAAAUAUGAUAUAUUUAUGUAAUUGAUUAAUGCUAUUUGUAUUUGUUGAUAUUUUAUCCAAAUAUAUGAAUUAUACAAAAAUGUUUACUAGUUUUUUGUAGUUUUAUUUAUA
Messenger RNA from Diorhabda sublineata, 3695 nucleotides. RefSeq names its product facilitated trehalose transporter Tret1-like. Gene Ontology annotation, biological process: carbohydrate transport; transmembrane transport. The transcript is spliced from 3 exons. Bases 118 to 1575 code for a protein of 485 amino acids. Gene Ontology annotation, cellular component: membrane. The record is from RefSeq and is a predicted model, not a curated record. Gene Ontology annotation, molecular function: sugar transmembrane transporter activity. Lineage: Eukaryota; Metazoa; Arthropoda; Insecta; Coleoptera; Chrysomelidae.